Plodia interpunctella (Indianmeal moth) is the source of this 512-nucleotide messenger RNA. It is a transcript of the gene kud, whose product is annotated as kuduk. The transcript has 2 exons. Bases 154 to 399 code for a protein of 81 amino acids. NCBI's taxonomy places the organism in Eukaryota, Metazoa, Arthropoda, Insecta, Lepidoptera, Pyralidae. Gene Ontology annotation, biological process: protein N-linked glycosylation. Gene Ontology annotation, cellular component: membrane-bounded organelle. The record is from RefSeq and is a predicted model, not a curated record.
UUGGUGUCGCAACGUUAUUGGCCGAUUUUGUUUCAUUUACACGUCCAACACUAAAUGUCAAAGUCAAAUAGAUUAGAUCGGUUUUCGGUGUUUUGCUAGUGUUUUAUUAUUUUCAGAGGUUAAUUUGCAAAUUUCUGAGUUCAUACUGCAAAUAUGACUUUGGAAAUAGAAUCCAUGGUUCGCUAUGCUUCGCCCAUCAACCCGGCGGUGUUUCCGCACUUAACUCUUCUUUUAUUGGGUAGCGGCAUCUUCUUCACAGCCUGGUUUUUCGUUUAUGAAGUCACAAGCACCAAAUCGUCAAGAGAUUUGUUCAAAGAGUUGCUUCUAUCGUUGGUUGCUGCGCUGUUCUCUGGAUUCGGCAUUCUGUUUCUACUGCUCUGGGUUGGCAUCUAUGUGUGAUAUACCGAUUACCUAGUACUUAAGUUCGUAAUCUACGGUGAGCAUUCCUUACGAAUAUUCAAAUUGUGUAUGAAUAGGUGUGUAAUGUUUAAGUAAUAAAGUUUAUUAUAAUA